AUGGCUGACCUGUCGAACCUCAAGAAACUGCGUCCAUGCGGCAGACUAGAAACAUACAGCACUGCACGACAUCAUCUAGGAUUCUACAAGAAUGUUGGCUUUACCGCAGAAUACGUAGCAUCUGAAACUUCCCAACAGUCGCUCGAAAAUCAAGUCUACAUCGCGCUUCGAAACGUUAUCGCCCAGCACCCAAUCCUGAGCGCCAUCGCGGCAGACGAAGACAAAUCUUAUCCCAACGUAUACUUUGCAGAACUGCCUGAGAUCGAUCUCCGUACUUGCGUGGAGAUAUGCGAGCGUAACACGCCGCUCCCAAACGACGGCGAGGUGGAUGAAGAACUGGACGAGAUGUUGACACAACAACAUAGCCGCGAUUUCAAAGAAGGAUUAGGAUCGAGACCUUUCUGGCGGGUGCUCGUUUUGACAUGGCCAAAGGAUGCAACCAGGUUCACUGCAACAUGGAUGUGGCAUCAUGCAUUAGCAGACGGAGCGUCAGCCUUCCUGUUCCACGAGUCGUUUUUGGGUGGCCUAAAUUCGUCAGAAAUGGAAGGCAACGCAGAGCCAAUUGUCAAAUCGUUGAAUAUGGCUCUACCACCACCACUAGAGGAGUUGCACCCGAUGACGCUCUCGUGGCUGUACUUCAUACGAGCCAUACUUGGUGCGCUAUUACCCUCGAUGUUCGCAAAGCGACCUCUUGGACUAUGGACGGGAGGUCCUGUACAGCAAGACGCUACACCACUUCCGCAGCCGCGACAUCGCACACUAGUUCUAUCAAAAGCGACUACAGAUAAACUGGUACAACUCAGUCGAGCCGAAAAGACUAGUGUAACAGCAACGUUGCAGUGUCUUCUUGCUGCAUCACUUUUCGUUCAUCUUCCAGCACAAGAUCACGGAAAGCUCAAGAUCGAGGGUCCGAUCGCGAUGAAAAGGUUGUUGGAUGUUGGGGAAAAGCAGAUGACAGUCGCGAUGGCACAGUAUGGAUAUCUCCACGAGCGUCGAGCGUCACAAGAUUCUCAAGACUCAACAAAGCCCAGCAUUUUGAAGCAAUUUUCAUGGGACGCUACACGAGCGGUCAAAACUAUCAUUUCUGCGGAAGUUGCCAAAGCCGGUACUGAUAAUUCCAUCGCGCUGCUGAAGUACGUCCCUUCUAUGUCACAAUUCUUCCUUGAUAAACUGGGCAAGCCUCGAGAUCCUACUGUAGAGUUGUCGAGCGUGGGAGUGUGGAAGACCAAGCAGAAUCCAGGUAAUUGGGCCAUUGGAAGGAUGGUAUUCAGUCAGUCACCCAAUGUUGUGACUAGUGCAUUUGCAGUCAGUGUUGUAACAGGCGGUGAUGGUAACGCGACGGCGAAUUUUUGUUGGGUAGAGGGCGCUGUGGACGAGAGCCUUAUGGGGAAGGUCAUUGAGGGGGUUAGGGACGGUGUUGAGGUUUUGGUCGCUGGAAACUGUAUGUAG
Molecule: messenger RNA, 1449 nt
Organism: Alternaria atra
Lineage: Eukaryota; Fungi; Ascomycota; Dothideomycetes; Pleosporales; Pleosporaceae
Exons: 1
Coding region: 1-1449 (482 amino acids)
Molecular function (GO): N-acetyltransferase activity
Source: RefSeq, a predicted model, not a curated record